AUGGACAAUAGACCGGAAGGGCUCCGGUUUGAUGACAAAGGGAUGGUUCUUCCACACAGCAUCCUGGGUAGUUUGGAAGAUUUUAGAAAUUAUCUGGAGGCCAAAGGGGAGACAGAGCUGGUGAAGCAGAUACCCGAGUCCCAGAGAGAUCCUCCAUCUGAGGCCCCAGGGGGAUCUCAUUCUGAGGCUGUGGCAAGAGGGCAUGGGCUCUCUCCAGGCCACAGAAACAAACAGAGUAAUGCCCUGCAACAUUGGCAUACACACAUGAGGCAGCGCAGACGGCAGCAGGACUUUUUAUCUGAUUUGCUCGACAGGCCGGUUGAGAAUUUACUGAUGAACCAAGCUAACCGUUUCAGAGAAUUUCAGGAGAGGAGGGAAUUUCUAAACCAAGUCAUGCCACUCAUCCACUCUGGAUAUGGUUAUCGUGUGGGCAGUGAGUUUUGGAGUCUCCCCCAGCGUUAUGGAGAUGAAAUGAGUGGCCUCACAGCCACUCUGACUCAGACAGAGCAGGGCAGACGGGAACCUGUCACACAUGUUGGACAACCGAGCAGCAUACGCCAGGAAUCAGGAAUCAUUUGUGCUGAGACUCUGCGUCCAGCAUCUCGAACCUGGGACCAGAGUGCAUACCUACAGCAUCAGUGUCAGGAGCUCGGGGAGGUUCUACGGGACAUGGACAUCAAAAAGCCGGACAUCGACGGACUGGAGGUGAUAGGUGCUGGCAAGACAUUCACCUUUGUCACAGUGUGUGGUACUCCCUUACUGGAGAAGGAAGAAGAGGUGAAGAUGCACAAGGAGGAGAAGAAGCAGAACCUUGAUCCGCUGGAACAGUAUGAUGAUGCUCGGUCAGAUGUUUUGCUCAUUCCUGCCUUGAGGUUCUGUGGGCAGCUUGCUAGCUGGACUGGAAACUCUUCCACUAACGAGGGAGAAGUAGGAAUCAGUUCCACAAUAUUCUUUGAGGCCCUGACUGGAGAAACAGCCUCGUCCCACCUGGAGCUACACAAUGAGGGCAGCACAGCCAUCUUCUACAGCUGGCAUCAGCUUCCCUUUCCACACAGCUUUCCUAACCUGCAAUCACAAACAAUGAACCCGCAGUUCUACUUCAAUUCCUCCUCUGGUGUGAUCCUUCCAGGUGAAACCCAGCUUUUGGAGUUUAUAUUCAAGUCAGAGAAGCCAGGCAUCAAAACUGAACUAUGGCAGCUCAACACCCACCCUAUGCUGCUGCAAGGAGCCUCCAUGCAGGUCACAUUGAAGGGAGUAGCUCUUUACCAGGACAAAACUGCAGACCAAAGACUUUUCGUAGAGACGAAGCUGGAAAAGAUAGUGAUGGUGAAAAUGUGUCAGUCGAUUGUGUAUGAGGUGCUGCGUGGGGUCCACACCCCAGAGAGACCCAGCUCUCCUGCAGAGCUCUACAUCACUGAGGUGCAAACAUUUCGAAACAAAAACCCCAAGUUGCGGUAUCUUCAUCAGCCAGUGGAGGACUUGAAGAGACUGUGGCAAGAAGUAAAUCCAGGGCACACCUGGGACCUCUCUGUUGAUACUCUCCGACAGGUUGUGCUGUCUCUGCCUGAACAAGAGUCAGCUCGGGACACCAUCACCAGAGAAAAGAGCCUGGCCCAGCUCAGCUCUCUACUUCUGCAGCUGUCUGAACCUUCUGAACUGGAACACGACCAUCUAACAGCAGCAGCUUUAGGACAGAUGCUGUGGAAGAAACUUCUGGACACCAUGGCUGGUGAGGCCAUGAGGCUCAGAAACCUGCUGGGCCUCCCAGAGAGAGAAACAUGGAUCGAUAAAAAGGAUGAAUCCCCAAUCUCUUACGCUGAUUUGGCUGAUAAUAUAAACAAAGAUGAGAAGAGUGAGAAAAAGGGAGGAGCAGCUGCUAAAGAGGAGAGGAGUGGGGCCAGGUCCAGAUUUAAAGAUGACAGCAAACGAGAGUCCAAGUCACCAACAACUGAAAAAUCAGUGGAGGAGAACAAGAAGAAGGGGAAAAGAAAAGAUGAAGUGGGGAAGCGCAUCAUGGAAAAGGAAAAGCAAGGGAAUGAGCCUGCCUCACUGACUGAUACCCAUCCAGAGAGCAUCAAUCAGCAACCUUCCGAUGUAGAGCUGGAGGCGAUGAACACUUACACAAAGCUCCUGCACCAGAAGGUGUAUGCUCUGAUGGGAGACCUGGUGGACACCCUGUGUGACCCGAUGGAUGAGGGAGAGGAGGACAGACACACUUUUAACACAUGAGAGGCUCAGGAGCCCUGUAGUCAACCAACUGUAAUAAAACUUGUCACACAGGAAU
This is a messenger RNA of Seriola dumerili (greater amberjack), 2284 nucleotides long. RefSeq names its product MYCBP associated protein (gene mycbpap). Lineage: Eukaryota; Metazoa; Chordata; Actinopteri; Carangiformes; Carangidae. The coding region runs from base 1 to 2229 and encodes 742 amino acids. The transcript is spliced from 17 exons. The record is from RefSeq and is a predicted model, not a curated record.